Messenger RNA from Papaver somniferum (opium poppy), 1803 nucleotides. RefSeq names its product splicing factor U2af large subunit B-like. Lineage: Eukaryota; Viridiplantae; Streptophyta; Magnoliopsida; Ranunculales; Papaveraceae. The transcript has 12 exons. Gene Ontology annotation, cellular component: U2-type prespliceosome; nuclear speck; U2AF complex. The coding region runs from base 62 to 1660 and encodes 532 amino acids. Gene Ontology annotation, molecular function: poly-pyrimidine tract binding; pre-mRNA 3'-splice site binding. Gene Ontology annotation, biological process: mRNA processing. The record is from RefSeq and is a predicted model, not a curated record.
UAAAAUUCUCAAUCCCUAAAAUUCAGUUUGUUUUUGAGUGGGAGAAGAGGGAAUUUGAGAAAUGGCGGAAAUUGAGAGAAUGCAGGAAGGAAAUAGUGAAGGAGGAUACAAUGGUGAUGAUGGUGGUUGUAAUCAGAAUGAUGAUUCUCGUUCAACAAGAAGUAGAGAAAGAGAUAGAGACAGUGAAAGAGGGAGGGAUGGGGAAAGGGAGAGAGACCACCGUGGGCAUCAUCAUGAACGUUCUUAUCAUAGGGAUCACUAUAGAGGUCGGAGUGAUAGAAGAGACCGUGGAAGAGAUAGAUAUGGGGGUGAUUAUCAUCAUCGGAGUAGUAGAGACCAUGACAGACGUGGAGAUUAUGAUAGAGAUAGAGAUAGAGAAGGAAGACAUAGGUAUAGGUCUCGAUCUCGUUCAAGGGAUAGAUAUGACAAUACAUCGCCAUCUCGAUCUCCAUCACGUUCCGAAAGUAAACGAAGGAGCGGCUUUGACAUGAGAACUCCUUCAGUAGAUGGUGUUGCUCCAGGUGGGCCUCCUCCAAGUAUUCCUAACUCGUUUCCAAACAUGAUGCCCCCACCGCCUGGAAUGCUUGAAACCCUCCACAUGAUGCCAACUCAGGCUAUGAUAGAACAGGAUACACGACAUGCUAGGAAGGUCUAUGUUGGUGGCCUUUCUUCCAUGGCUAAUGAGCAGUCGGUGGCCACCUUUUUCAGUCAGGUUAUGGAGGCUGUUGGUGGAAACACUGCCGGUCCAGGGGAAGCUGUUGUUAAUGUAUACAUUAACCAUGAGAAGAAGUUUGCUUUUGUGGAGAUGAGGUCUGUUGAGGAGGCCAGUAACACAAUGGCUUUAGAUGGCAUCAUUUUUGAGGGAGCACCAGUGAAAGUUAGGAGGCCUAGUGAUUACAAUCCUUCUCUUGCUGCAACACUUGGACCAAGUCAACCAAGUCAACUUUUGAACCUUGCGGCUGUUGGGCUAUCACCGGGGUCUGCUGGUGUUCUUGAGGGGCCUGAUCGCAUCUUUGUUGGUGGCCUUCCAUAUUACUUUACAGAAGUGCAAAUAAGAGAGCUGUUAGAGUCUUUUGGGCCUCUUCGAGGAUUUGAUCUAGUCAAAGACAGGGAAACAGGGAACUCCAAAGGCUAUGCCUUUUGUGUGUAUCAAGAUGUCUCAGUCACAGGUAUAGCUUGUGCAGCUCUUAAUGGAAUUCAAAUGGGUGAUAAAACUCUAACGGUUAGGCGUGCAAACCAAGGAACAACCCAGCCUAAGCCUGAGCAAGAGAAUGUAUUAUUACAGGCACAAGAACAGGUGGCAUUGCAGAGGUUUGUCUUCCAAGCUGGUUCCCUUCCUACGAAGGUUGUAUGCUUAGCCCAAGUUGUUAGCGCAGAUGAACUAAAAGAUGACGAAGAGUACGAGGACAUAGUGGAAGAUAUGAAAACGGAGGGUGGAAAAUAUGGUUCAUUGAUGAGUGUUAUCAUCCCACGUCCAAUGGCCAAUGGCGAACCAUCUCCUGGAGUUGGCAAGGCUUUCUUAGAAUUUUCUGACACGUGUGGCGCUUCGAAGGCUCGAGCAGGGCUGAAUGGAAGGAAAUUUGGUGGGAAUCAAGUGAUAGCGGUCUAUUAUCCUGAAAAUAAAUUCUCGCAGGGGGAAUAUGAUGCAUAUAUCUACUGAUGUUGUCACCAAGGAACAUUGUUCCUUGUAUGUUUGUAUGUUUUUUCUCGCUUUAGCAUAUAAAGGGCACUUGAGCAGGAGUGAGUGUCUAGCUAACUGGAAUUUUGAUUUGGUAAAUAGAGUUUUUUUAAAUUUUGUCAGGA